Molecule: messenger RNA, 1989 nt
Organism: Hemiscyllium ocellatum (epaulette shark)
Lineage: Eukaryota; Metazoa; Chordata; Chondrichthyes; Orectolobiformes; Hemiscylliidae
Product: coiled-coil domain-containing protein 183-like
Exons: 14
Coding region: 1-1989 (662 amino acids)
Source: RefSeq, a predicted model, not a curated record
AUGCUUUUGAAUUCACUUUCAGAGAAAUACAAGAAUGCUUAUUACCAAACAGCAGAAAAAGAGAUUGCGCAAAAUGCAGAGAAACUUGGGCAAAUGCGCAAGGACGUCAUGCAGGAGAGCAUUAAAUUUCAGAAAGCUGAUCGGGUGGUCGAAAACAUCAUUAGUCGAGAAUGUGAGGAUCGAAAGGAAUUGAGACUCUGCUUAGCAAAAGCGACCAUUGAGGGUUCCAAAGAGUUGCUAAGUAAACAUUUGUAUGACACAGUGAACCAUUACAAUCUGAACUGCUAUGAGGUUAAGAAACGUCAAAAGAUUUUGAUGGACCUUAUGCAAACGUUGAGGUCAGUUAAAAAGGAGACGCAAUUUGACGCAGGAGAGCACAAUGAUCUUCAGAUUAUUCGUCAGAUUGAGAAUAAGAUAGAGAAGAUGGAUACUAAAGUGCAGGUUGCAAAGCAGAUUUAUCAAAUGUAUCAAAACAUCCUGGAGUGUCUGCAGCGGGAUGCAGCAUAUAUACCUCAGCGAGUGGACAGCUUCAGUGCGAUUGUGGAUGCACACAAAGCUGAGCUCACUGCAUUAGCCCAGGUGUCUCGAGAGGCUGCAGAAGCCCGAAAGAACAUGUGGAUUGAAUUGGAUGUUCUGGAGAAGUCAUACAGUACGGAGAAGAAAGAACGAGAAACCUUACUUUCCAAUAGAAGGAAGCUACUGAACUUAGAGAAAUAUGCACUGAAACGUGUAAGGAUAGCACUCGUUUGCUUCUGCUGCUUUGUCUUGGACUGUGUCUUUUUUAAAGAAUGUUUUUUAACCAAUUUGUUCGGAGAUGUUACUGCAUACCUCACAGGCACAGAAUAUGGCAGCCGCGUCCAUACUGGAGCUGAAAUCUCAGUCAUCAGUGAAAUCAACAAGCUGAAGGAACUAAUGACCUGCUCAAAGAUACAGGAUAUUGAGCAGAGAAUAAACAUGCAGGGUGCGACUAGUGACUACUUGCAGUGGAAACUCAGGCAGCGGAAGGAGAAGCGGAAUCAGUUGAACAAGGAUUUGGACGAUCUGCUGCUAGAACAUGCUGAGCUAAAGUUUGACCCCAACAAAACAAUAGCCAGGUACAAGCCGCUCACUGGAACCCUUUAUCAAAUCCCAAACAACAAUGAGACUGAAGACAGGAAAGAGACUGAGUACUUAGUGGCCUUGUGUCAAGACACCAAUCGCUCCCUCAAUGUCAGCAAGUUGAAGGAGCUGGUGAUUGACCUGAGGAAGGGAAGUGGAGAGCACAUCCAUGUCUGCAUCAGUGGUGCUGAGGUGGAGAUGGCGGGUACGGAACAACAGUUGAAGCUUGAAAAGGAGAAGCUUGCGAAUGUGUUAACGCAGCUGUGCAACAGUGAACAUCUCCUCUUGUCCAUUGAGAAUGGGAUUGACAAUUUGUACUACACCCUAUACGGCAUUCCUGGUACCACUGAGAUGUCUACUAGUGAACCACAGGACACCUAUGAGAAGUUACAAAUCUGUGAGGAAAAGUUAAUUUUCUUGGAGAACAAAGUUAGCAACUUCGUCAUUGACGAGUGGAUGUCAACUGAACAACAGAAGUUAACAGAAUUAAUUGAGAAGACAUUUGGUGAGAAUGAAAUGAACAGAAAUGUCAUGGUUGAUGUAGAUGACUUUGAAAUCCACGAUGAUUUGGACUUUUUAGCAGCAGGAACGGACGGUAUUCUCACAAGAGAAGAAAUUAAACGACGGAGUGAACUUCUUGUGCAAGACAAGACCCGGAUAGUGAGGAGAGUGAAGAAGAAGGGCAGGAAACGCUAUCGCCUGCGCAUUGUGGAUGAUCCUCCCGCGCAGGCGCAGUGCCCCAGCGCGAAGCUGGGCUGUGUCGAUUGUACCGGCUGGUGUGUUGUCUGCGUGAGCGCCUGCGCGUUGAGGGCGAUCCUCCCGCGCAGGCGCAGUGUUCCGGCACGGAGCCGGGCUGUGUCGGUUGUACCGGCUGCUGGGUUGUCUGCGUGA